AUGUGGCAGGAAGAGUUCCGGCGCCCGAUUCGAGUCUGGUCGCGUGAUUGGGCCCGAAGGGAGGUGCAGGACUGGCGGAGCCGCUGGGAAUUCAGCUGGAAGCGCCGGUGGCGGACGCACCUGUCCCGCUCGGACCAGGCCGUGUGGCAACCAUGCGGGCGCCUGCUGCAUGACGUGUGGUCCUGGAAUUUCAAUUUGGAGUGGGAUGGUCUGCUGUCCCUCCUGAAAGGGCCUGUCAUGGUAGCGCUGGACACCGAGUUCCCGGGUUUCCUCCACAAGGAUUAUCCUUUCGCGGACCGGAAUGCGCGAUACAUGGCCUUGCGGGAGAACGUGGACUUUCUCUGGCCGAUCCAAUUUGGUCUCGCAGUGGCCGACGAGCACGGAGGCUUCUUGGGCGCGUGGACCUUUAAUCUGUCUUUUGACCUGGCGACGAAUUUAUACUCAGAGGAGAGCAUCCGAUUCCUGCACGCCGCCGGGGUGGAUUUCCCUCGGCACGCCGUGGAGGGCAUCGAUCCUGCGGCCUUGGCGUGGAGGUUAGGGGGCUCGCCCCUGGUCGGGGAGGGCCCCGAAUGGGUGACCUUCUCCGGUUGGUAUGACUGGGGCUACUUGCUGAAGCUCCUCAUCGGCCGGCCACUGCCCUACGACGUCGCCUCCUUCGACGAGCUGCUGGCGGCGCUGUGCCCCGUCCGCCACGAGCUGCGUGAUGUGCUGCCCCGGGGCUCCCUGGAUGCCCUGCUCGGAGCUUUUGGCCUCGAGCGCCUGGGCCCUGCCCACACCGCCGGCAGCGACGCCUUGGCCACGCUGGAGCUGUACCUCCGCGUGCGCCAGGCGCCGUCGCUCACGCCGCCGUCGCCGUCGCCGUCGCCUUUGGCGCCUUUGGCGCCUUUGGCCUCGCCCCUUUCCCAGGGUGAGCGGGCAGAGGCCAGCCCCAGCGAGAUCAGCACCUGCAGCGAGAUCCACGAGCCCAAAGAGGCGCCGCAGGAGCAGGAGCCGCCGCCCGAGGAGAUGGACGUUGCGUCAGAGCCGGAGGCUGAGGAGAGGCGAUCUGAGGAGAGCGCCUCGGAGAGCGAGGCGGAGGCACGGCCGCGGAGGGCCCGGCGUCGCGCUCGAGGCUUCGCCAAAGGCCGGCGCUCCGAGCGGAUGCUGAAGGAGCAGAUCGUCUCGUUCAUGGACAUCUCCGACAACGAGGUCUGGGAGCCGGUGCUCAAGGUCUUCCACGCCACCGGGGCGGGGAGCUUGUGCCUGGCCAUCGCGGUCUUCACCUUGCUGGUCUUCAGCGGCUUCUAUCUGCUGCUCUAA
Messenger RNA from Effrenium voratum, 1299 nucleotides. Lineage: Eukaryota; Dinophyceae; Suessiales; Symbiodiniaceae. The record is from the annotation of a GenBank genome assembly.